Molecule: messenger RNA, 3310 nt
Organism: Hypanus sabinus (Atlantic stingray)
Lineage: Eukaryota; Metazoa; Chordata; Chondrichthyes; Myliobatiformes; Dasyatidae
Exons: 3
Coding region: 440-1105 (221 amino acids)
Source: RefSeq, a predicted model, not a curated record
UGGGUUAUGGCCUCCACUGAGCAUUGAAUAAAGCAAGUCCAAGAUCACAAAGUACAUUCCAUUCACUUCCAGAUUUAUAACACUGUCAAAGAGAAUGGUUGGUGUGAGGCAUGAGGUCAUACUGCACAAGAAACUGAUUUAGACUGACUGAAGAGGACUACAAAUAACAGGAGUCUUGGAUACUCCAGCACUUGGGUUCUCACCAUCCUCGCCUAGGUCUCUUGUCACGGGUGACACACCAAUCUACUCAAACUCCUGAUAAAGUAGAAACACUGGCAAGUGAUUAUAUUAACAUAUUGGGCACAGGACAGAUCCUUGGAGAUGGUGACAUCCAGGAACUUGGAGCUGCUCACUCUUUCCAGCACUGACCUCUCAAAGAGGACAGACCCUGUGAAAAAUGAAGAACUUUUGUUAGGCUGCCCACCACUUUGCUGAGAGGAUGGUGACGACAACUGCAGCAUCAAACCAGCUGCUGCUCUUAGCUCUAUGCUGCUGUGCUUGCAUCUCUGUGUUAAGGAGCAGCAACCACACACUAAUCUUUCAAAAGGAGAGCAACUUCCGGAACUGCAGCUGUAUCUCCAGCAUUCCAGAUUGUGUGGUUGCUCGUGCCAAUCUCGGGUGCAACUGUCGGACUGUCUUGUCUAAGGAUAUUGAUAAAGCCAGCCCAACCUUCAGCCACGGCAGCAAGUUAGUCGUGUGGGUGUCAGACACCACUACAGUGGGGCUGCUGCUAAACUACUCGUCAGUCCCAAGCCUCACACUUUCGUUGUGCAACCCUGAUGCUGUGCUGACUGAAUACCUUGUCAUCUUUGGCCUGAAAGAACUCAGUGUGACAAAUCCUACGGCAAACGUGUAUCCACUGCAAAACUUAACGAUAUACAGCACAAGAGGAGCAGUGGUUGAGUCAGCUUUGCAGAAUGGUACUGGGUUUUCGUUCUACAUUUCCUUCUUGAACAUGGCGCUAUUAAAUGGAGAUUCUAAAUUAAAAGCCUACUCAGUGCCAAAUGUCACCAACAUUGCAGAAUAUUUUCCAGACCUUCAAUAUGACACAGCUUCUCUGCCUUUGGAGACUGGCAGUUCCCUUGUUACAUUCAUCUAUGUUUAGAAACUGCGCAAUCAGUUUGCGUCUGACCAGUCACAAAGAGCCAUGCAGCCAUCCUGCACUCAAAAAAAAAACCAUGAGUGCACAAAUUUUGAGGAACUUCUGCACACAAAUGUUCCAUUUAUCAUUUCAGUCUACUUUUAACACAUUUCUGUAGAAAUUUCCCUUAUGAACAAAGGGGGAAACACAUGAUAAGUAUAUACAUUUUCAUUUGGGCUAACAUAAUGCAAGCAAAGCCUUUUUAUUGUUAAAAAGAACUUUCUUAUUGUAACACAGAAAAUGUUGAUCGUGGUAAAAACUUUCAAGGCUUCUUCCAUGGAAAUAUAUUCAUAAUCACAAAAGACAGACUUUUAUUCUCCAUUUUGCAUCAACAUUAUGUGGCACUAACAGCACUGACUAUACCACACUUUUUUCUGUUUCCUCUGGGCUUGCAUGGCCCAAAAUUUCUGGACACUAAAUUCUUAAACCUACACAUACAAACAAGCUGGAUGAACUCAGCAGGUCGGGCAGCAUCCGUUGAAGUGAGCAGUCAACAUUUCGGGCCGAGACCCUUCAUUAGGACUCGGCCCGAAACAUUGACUGAUCACUUCAACGGAUGCUGCCCGGCCUGCUGAGUUCCUCCAGCUUGUUUGUACGUGUUGAUUUGACCACAGCAUCCGCAGUGUACUUUGUGUUUAAAAUUCUUAAACCUUUUUGGUCAAGAAAAAAAAAAAUCACUUCAGAACAAAUGGAAAGAGACUAUUAGAAGUAGGGUGAUCACUCGAGUUUGGUAUGAUGUACUCCCAAGCAGUUAUUCCCUUAAUGGAGAACACCUAAGCGUGACUUUGUUUAAUGUGGGGAGGCUGAUGCGUGGGCAGACAACACACAGUACUUGACAGAUCAGGGUCAGAGUCUAUCCAAGAUGACUGGAGAUCCUGCACUGCUGCAACCUUCCUCCACUUUCACUGCUGUUGUUAUAUGCCAUCAUCUCCCGCCAUUGAUGUCUUGAUUGGAUUGUUCAUUGUCUGGAACCUCUCCCUUGACCUUACAGCCAAGGAUGACCUUACCAGGAGUUAAGAUUCAGGUGGCAUCGCUCUCAGGAUCUCAGGAACACACAAUCUUCUCCACCAUGACAAGACAACAAUCCUCAGAGGAGAAAAGGACUACUAACAGUGGUAUUAGAAAUUCCUCUGCAUCUUUUUCUGGUAUCAAGGCAGCAAUGUGGGUCAUCACAUCCCACUUGCCGAAGUUGCUUGUAGGAUGUGAACAUCCGAAGUGAGUCUCACAGAGCAAUAUUUUGUACGUACCUGUAAGGGGCAGCACUGAGAAGGACAUUUCUGGUUUUGGUACAGAUGAGUGUGUUCAAAGUAGUCAGCAACAUGCAAAGCAGCAGGUGAAGGGGCAUAAUGCAGCCAACUCUUGAAAGGACAUAUCACUGUACAAACAAAACUGUCCAAGCUACUCGGCUGUUAUUCCUGUGAGUGAAUGGAUGCUGCAGUGACGUCAAGGUGAGGAACAGCGCCAGAAGAACACACCCAAAAAGCUGGAGGAACCCAGCAGGUCGGGCCACAUCCACGGAGAGGAAUAAAAGGUCUACAUUUCAGGCAAGACCCUUCAUCAGGACCAGAUGAGGCAAGAACAUAGCAGAGACCCUCUAGCUUUUCCCAGGAGAAGGUCAGCAGGGGCAUGUUUGAGAGGACACAUUGUAUAUUCCAAUGAAUUCCUGCACUUUGGAGAAGCAAAAUGUCUCUGCCCACUUUACCUGCUCACGUAGGUCAGAGGAAUAAUCGAAAAACAUUUCUCUUAUUUACCAUAUAGUGUGGAUGACUUUAAUGCACAGAGAUCAACAACAGCUUGGAAUGGCACUGAGAUUAAGAGUCUGAGAGCAUCCUAGACCCUGACUACUGAAGGCAAAGUAGCAAAGUGCACAUGUAAUACAGUAUUUGAAGUUGUAGAAAUCACAGGUUUAGAUUUGUUUUUCAGUAUAUUUGGAAAUCAUGAUGCUCCACUGUUAAAAAUAAGGGAAAUUUUAUACAUACCAGAAAAUUAUGUAACAGGAGUAAUGAAAAAGGAGGAAUCUGAUUUCUAUUUUAUGUUAAGAAAACAUAAAAAUGUACACAAAAUUAGUCUUCUCUUAACAAAACUUAUUUCCAGCAUCGCAAUAUUGUUUUUAGCAGUGUGAAGGGGUUUUUGGCCCUUGGACCAUAAAUAAAUUUAUGCAUAAGAUGA